AUGCUGAACAUUGUAGCAAUCUACGCGAUCAGAAAGACUACGUCUUUGCCUAAAAAUUUAAAAACAUUGCUCCUGAGCCAAGCUGUUUCUCAUCUUGGUGUUGGUUUACUAGUUCAGCCAAUGGUUGUUGCACAAGCUAUGGACUCAAAACGAAACAGUGAAACGCGUCUUAUCCCGACGAAACUCUUGAUCUUUGCGACGAAUCUCUUCAUCUUUGCGACAUUGUUUAGCGUCACGGCUCUCUGUGCAGACAGAUUUUUGGCAAUUCACCUUAACCUCAGAUACCAGGAACUUGUGACAUACAAGCGUGUUGCUGCUGCCGUGAUCUCAAUUUGGGUGAUAAGCGCACUUAUUUCAAUGAUCAGAUUAUUCCGUCCAUGUCAAAUUAUGUACGUGAGUUUCGUCAUUAUUGAAUCUGCCUGUAUUAUAACUGCAACUUCUCUGAGCGCCAAACUUUACCUAACUAUAAGACGCCACAUAAAACAAAUUCAAGUCCCGCAAGUAGCCCAGAAUGACCAAGGAGAAAGUGUUCAAAGAAAAAGGAAAUCUGCGAUGGCAUCGCUUUACGUAUAUCUGGUUUUCAUAGCUUGCUACUUGCCUGAUAUUUGUAUGUUAAUUAUUAACGCUUCCAUUUCCGAACAAAGAAACGAUCUACAGCAUUUGUAGUUUUAUACAGUGACCCUGUUGUUCCUGAAUUCAACCAUUAACCCACUAAUCUACUGUUGGAAGAUGAAACGAAUCCAGCACACUAUUGUAGGCACACUUCGAAAUCUUUUUUCAAGUCCCACCUAGAGAAAGCUCCACCAUAGACUAAGACGAACAGAGGACUACGAAAGCCUUAUAAGGUCAUCUUCAUACGGUCCUUAUACGGUCUGUAAUUAAAUGAAGCUAUACCACUUGAAUGCUUUGCGAAUUACCCUAUAUGUUAUUUCCAUGACACAAUCCAUGCUGUCUUCAUUCAGUUUUUAAACGUCCUUAUGCAAAGUUUUAGUUAAAAAAAUUCAUUACUUUUGUAAAAUGAACCUUUAAAAGCGCGAUACACUUGCGCGUGACACACUUCACAGUGUCUUAGUGAUGCAAGAGUGAGCCAGUUUAAUAACCUUUUCACUGUGUUAAAACCUAACAACGUUUAAUUCGUCAUGCAGCAAAGGUUUUGCUGAAAUAGACCUUAACUAAGAUGAUAUAGUUAUGUCAUUACUAUACAAUUUAAGUGUACGAGAUUAUUCUUAAUGAUAGGAGGGGGAGAAAGUAUGAUUAAAAAAAACCUUUUCUCUAAACUGUUCACGUUUAGAACCCUUAGGAUUUUAUGGUUUAACUGUUUUCGUCUCAAAAAACAUAUGUAUUGUCAAAUCCGUCUUGGUAUCUCGUAUUGUUUUGCAGUGCUUUUUAUCGUUAUUUUUUAUUAAGCAACAUUUCACCAAGGAUAAUAAUGAAAAGAAAAGCCCCAGCCGUACAAAAGAAACCACCCUUUACCUCCGUCUAAAGACUUGCUGAAAAUUUGCCCAGAAACGAGAAUAUCAAACUUCAUCUAGCCUGCGAGGAAGCUCUCUAUUUUGGGCGAGACGCGAGAAUUCACGCGAGAGCAGCCACGUAAGGAGACGCGGGUGCGAGGGGCGGGGUGACAGGCGCGUUCUCUCGCGACUCGCUUUGCUUUUUCGCAGGCUAAACUUCAACAGCUGUCUUGCGCGCUAUUCAUUUUCAUGACAAUUUCGAUCGAUCGUGGAACCUUAACGCUUUUCGCGGUUUACAACCUUUAUUGAUUAUUGUUACUAUAUUUUCACUUCCAUUCUGACCUAGAAAGGUCUGAAAUUAUAGCUUCCAACAAGAGCCUGAAUCAGAGAGGGAGUUCGUGAAUAUAACGCGCUCUCAACUAAACAUGAAUUGUCGGUGCCAGUUUCAUAAUAGAAUUGGGUUGCAAAUGAAUUUCACCUCAACAACAACAACAAGAAAAGAAAUAGUUUUUAAGCCCACUUGCGUUUAAUGGUUGAAAAACUGUCCACUAAUAGUUUUUGUCGUCGAGCUUAAAAAUUGCAAAUGGAACGCAAGUCCAUGAAAGAUUUGGGGAACCACAUGACAUGUAAAUUAAACAGCUGAAAUUUUCCAAGUUGGUUAUUUAAAGCCAACUCUUAUCCUCUUUCUGCAAACUAAAUAUUCUUUUUUAGACACUACAUUUUGUGAAAAAUACCAAAAAAUUCACCACCUUUAAGAGAAGAAAACACUUUGUAACUCCUUCAAUAGGGACUGUAAACUCUAAAUGAGAAGCCCUCAUGUUAACGCCAUAAACUAGAAGUCUUUCAUUUUACAUCAUUUCAUUUUUACUGUCAAUUAAAUCGGCUAGAAUACUAACGAGGAAUGUUUGUUCUUAAAUAUUUCAUUCGACCGCUUUUAGUCCCAACUAAUAAGCAACAUGCCAUUUUACAGUAAAUUUUAAUGAACAUAGAGCAUAUGGAGCAUACACAAGAGUGAAGGACAGUUUUGUCCUUUUUCGCUUUUUGUUCACUCGCACGCAAUAUGGCCAUAUAGUGGCCCCAAUAACGAAAAAAAACUUCCAAUACGACUUAACUGUCAACGGUGGAAAAACGGUGGGGCAAGUUUUCUGUGUUUUACUUGAAGUUAAUUUAAACAAAACUUCCUGUUUUUAAAUUGGUAUAACGCUAAUAAAAAAAAGACGAUUUUGAAAAUAACCAAGAGAACUAUUCUGACACUUUGACCAGCAAUAUUUCAUGAUUAGUUGCUGCGUCAUUGUGUUAAGAUAAAAUGUUUCAUAGUGGCCCAGUCAAAGUACCGUUAUCAAAUGCUACCCUAUUGAAAGUCGUGGAGUUCUAAAAAUAAGUCAAUCCGCUACGAAGCUCUGGUAGAAGAAGUCCACGAAACUGAUUCUACUGAAUUCAUAAAAUAUCAAACUCUGGCAUCAUCUGAUAGGAAUUUAACUGGCUUCAACACAAAUUCAAAAAAGACAACAAAUGGAUUCCUCGUAUCUCGUAGUUUGCCUUUUAAAUGCAAUUUUAUCCUACACCGCCACCAUGCUAAACAUUGUAAAAAUCCACUCGAUAAGAAAAACUCCGACCUUGUCAAAGAAUUUAAAAACAUUGCUCCUGAGCCUGGCUGUUUCUGAUCUUGGUGUUGGGUUACUAACUCAGCCAAUGGGAACUUUAGACUCAAAAACACAAACAAAAGGCAGAAAAUGGGUCAGUUUCGAAUUAUCAAAAUUCAUACUUGGCUCGGAGGCUGCAGGGAAUAAAAUAGAAUAGAAUUGGGUAGCAAAUGAAUUUCAUCUCAACAACAACAACAACAACAACACCAACAACAAAAGAAAUAGUUCUUAAGCCUACUUGCGUUUAAUGGUGGGGUGCAAAACCAAACAUAAACUGUCCACUAAUAGUUUAUGUCGUCGAUAUUACAAAUUGCAAAUACAACACAAGUUAAUAAAAGAGUUGGGGGACCAUAUGAUAUGUAAAUUAAACAGCUAAAAUUUUCCGAGUUGGUUAUUUAACACCUACACUUUGCUAAGUAUUAGUUUUUAGGCGUGUGAAAAAUAUCAAACAUUUCACCACCUUUAAAGAGACGAAACACUUUGUAACUCCUUCAAUAGGGACUGUAAACUCUAAAUGGGAGCCCUAACGUUAACGCCAAAAACUACAAGUCUUUAAUUUUGAAAUAUAAGGUUUUUAAGCAUUAACAUGUUCAUCAAAAUUAAAUGGGCUAACAGACUAAUGAGGAAGAGUUUUUUUUAAAUAUUUCAAUCGACCGCUUUUUGUCCCAACUAAUAAGCAACAUGUCAUUUUGCAGUAAGUCUUAAUAACUUUCUUUUAAAAUAUAGCAUAUUUACCAUACACAAGGGUGAAGGACAGUUUUGUCCUUUUUCGAACUUCGCUCGUUCCGAUGCAAUAUAGCCAUAUAACGGCCCCAAUAAAGAAAAAAAAACUUCAAAUAUGACUUAACUGUUAAAGCUGGGAAAAAUGGUGGGGCAAGUUUCCUGUGUUUCAGUUGAAGUUACUUUAAACAGAACUUCCUGUUUUUAAAUUGGUAUGACGCUAACAAAAACACAUAACGAUUUUACAAUUUGUCUUGAAAAUAACCAAGACAUCUAUUCUGACACUUAGACCAGCAAUACUUAAUGAUUAGUUGCUGCGUCAUUGCCCAGUUAAAGAGGAAUUUAGUCAAAGUACUUAUCAAAGGAUAACUUAUUGAAAGUCGUGAAAUUCUAAAAAUAAGUCCAUCUGCUUCGAAGCUCUGGUAGAAAAAGUCCACGAAACUAACUCUACUGAAUUCAUAAAAGAUCAAACUCUUGCAUCACCUGAUAGGAAUUGAACUGGCUUCAGCACAAAUCCAAAAAGGACAACAAAUGGAUUCCUCGUAUCUCCUAGUUUGCCUUUUAAAUGCAUUUUUAUCCUACACCGCCACCAUGCUAAACAUUGUUACAAUCCGCGCCAUAAGAAAAACUCCGACCUUGUCAAAGAAUUUAAAAACAUUGCUCAUUGGUCUGGCUGUUUCUGAUCUUGGUGUUGGUUUAGUGGCGCAACCUUUGUAUUUGGCAAGUCUUAUUAUGGAGUCACGGCUAAACAUUGAAACUAGCAAAACGUAUAUAAAUGCCAUCUAUAUCGCGAGCCUUAUCCCGACAAAUUUAUUUAUUUUCGCUACGCUGUUUCUCGUCAUUGUUCUUUGUGCAGAGAGAUUUAUAGCCAUUCAUUAUUACCUUAGAUAUCAAGAACUUGUGACACACAAGCGAGUUGUUGCUGUAGUCGUCUCAACUUGGGUAUUAAGCGGACUGUUUUCCUUGACCAGGCUGUGGAUCCCAAAGAAUAUUAUGUACGUGGUUUUUGGCAUUACACAACUUGCAUGUAUUAUAGCUGCCACUUUCUUCAGUAUCAGAAUUUACUCGUCCGUGCGACUUCACGUGAACCAAAUACACGUGCUGCAGCUACAACAUGCUACAAAUGGUUAA
Messenger RNA from Porites evermanni, 4945 nucleotides. Lineage: Eukaryota; Metazoa; Cnidaria; Anthozoa; Scleractinia; Poritidae. The record is from the annotation of a GenBank genome assembly.